Drosophila takahashii is the source of this 3745-nucleotide messenger RNA. RefSeq names its product ATP-dependent RNA helicase l(1)G0007 (gene Prp16). Gene Ontology annotation, biological process: mRNA splicing, via spliceosome. Lineage: Eukaryota; Metazoa; Arthropoda; Insecta; Diptera; Drosophilidae. Gene Ontology annotation, cellular component: intracellular anatomical structure; spliceosomal complex. Gene Ontology annotation, molecular function: 3'-5' RNA helicase activity; ATP binding; RNA binding. The record is from RefSeq and is a predicted model, not a curated record.
AAGGAUGCCCUCCGACGACGAGGAGGCCGGCGUCCACCGGCUGGAGGGCACCGUGGGCCAGGAGGCGCGCGGCGGCCUGGUGAUCCGGAAGCCGAAGGACGCGGACCACAAAACCAGGUCAACUGGUGGCUUCAAGGUGCCGCAGGGAUCGCUGCUGGGCCUGGACAAGCUGGCGGCCAAGCGGCGCGCGGAGAAGGAGCGCUCGGAGCGGCUGAUUUCGUUCCAGGACAGCGAGUAUGAUGAUGGAGGAGGAGGAGGAGGCUCCACUCCCCAGGGAUCAGGAGGCUCCUCCACCAGCGAGUUUGCCUUCAAGAAGCCGGACACCAAGAGCUUCGAGAAGCUGCGCGGCCAGCUGCGCGAGCACAAGGACGAGACGCCCUCGCACACGGGCGGCGUUUCGGAGAAGGCCAGGGAACGCUUGAGGGAGCACAUCCGGCGGGACAGGGAUCGCGGUCGCCCAGUGGCGGCCAGCAGCUCCUCCUCGGAGGGCAGAGAGCGGGACAGGGAUCGGGACAGGCGGGAGCGGGACAGGCGGCGCCAGCGGGACAGAGGAAGAGAUCGAGAUCGAGAUCGGGAUAGAGAUCGCCGGAGCAGCCGUAGCAGCCGGGAUCGCUCCAUGUCCGAGCGCAGCGUGCACACGCCACGGGAACCGGGCACUCCAGGCGGCAGCAGCAGCGGCGGCGUCUCGAACAGCUCCUGGGACGAGGAGGAGGAGGGAGGCCACCGGAAGAGCUCCUCCUCCUCCGACUGGGACAUGCCCACGCCGAGAUCGCGUCAUGGCAGCCAGUCGCGCGACUGGUCGGCGCGUCCCACGCCGGCGCAUCGCUACAAUCAGUGGGCCCACGACCGCAAGCGCAGCGGAGCGACGCCGUGGGGCGAGGAUCCCGAAUCGCUGGACCUUUGGGAGGAGGAGCAGCGGCGCCUGGAUCGCGAGUGGUACAACAUAGACGAGGGCUACGACGACGAGAACAAUCCCUUUGGCGGCGGGGCCAAUUCCGAGUAUUUCCGCAAGCGCGAGGAGCAGCUGGAGCAGAAGCGAACCAAGAGAAUCAGCGCCCAACAGCGGCAGAAUAAUCGGGACAACGAGCUGUGGGAGCGCAACAGGAUGCUCACCUCGGGCGUGGUCACCUCGAUCAGCGUGAACGACGAUUUCGAUGAGGAGGCGCUGGAGCGAGUGCAUCUGCUGGUGCACCACAUCAUACCUCCGUUUCUCGACGGGCGGAUUGUCUUUACCAAGCAGCCGGAGCCUGUGGUGCCCGUCAAGGAUCCCACUUCGGAUAUGGCGCUGCUGGCGCGGAAGGGCAGCGCCUUGGUGCGCACUUAUCGCGAGCAAAAGGAGCGCAGGAAGGCGCAGAAGAAACACUGGGAGCUGGGCGGCACCAAGCUGGGCAACAUCAUGGGCGUCCAGCGGCCGCAGGACGACGAGGACGCGCGCUUCGACAAGGACAACGACACGGCCGACUAUCGCAAGGACCAGAAGUUCGCCGACCAUAUGCGCGACCAGGAGACGGGCGGCACCAGCGACUUCUCGCGCAAGAAGACCAUCGCCGAGCAGCGCCGCUUCCUGCCCGUGUUCGCCUCGCGCCAGGAGCUGCUCAACGUCAUCCGCGAGAACUCGGUCAUCAUCAUUGUCGGCGAGACGGGCAGCGGCAAGACGACGCAGCUGACGCAGUACCUCCACGAGGACGGCUACAGCCGGCGCGGCAUGAUCGGCUGCACGCAGCCGCGUCGCGUGGCCGCCAUGUCGGUGGCCAAGCGCGUCUCCGACGAGAUGGACACCCAGCUGGGCGAGGACGUGGGCUAUGCCAUUCGAUUCGAGGACUGCACCUCGGAGCGCACGGUCAUCAAGUACAUGACUGACGGUAUCCUUUUGAGGGAGAGUCUGCGCGAUCCGGAAUUGGACAGCUACUCGGCGAUCAUAAUGGACGAGGCCCACGAGAGAUCCCUCUCCACGGACGUGCUUUUCGGACUGCUGCGAGAGAUUGUGGCCCGGCGACAUGACCUCAAGCUGAUCGUGACCUCCGCCACGAUGGACUCGACCAAGUUUGCGACCUUCUUCGGCAACGUGCCCACGUUCACCAUUCCGGGGCGGACCUUUCCCGUCGACGUGAUGUUCAGCAAGAACACCUGCGAGGAUUACGUGGAGUCGGCGGUGAAGCAGGCGCUGCAGGUCCACCUGACGCCCAACGAGGGCGACAUGCUCAUCUUCAUGCCCGGCCAGGAGGACAUCGAGGUGACGUGCGAGGUGCUCGAGGAGCGGCUGGCGGAGAUCGAGAAUGCGCCCCUGCUGAGCAUCCUGCCCAUCUACUCGCAGCUGCCCUCGGAUCUGCAGGCGAAGAUCUUCCAGAAGUCCGGCGACGGGGUGCGCAAGUGCGUGGUGGCCACGAAUAUAGCGGAAACCUCGCUGACCGUCGACGGGAUCAUCUAUGUAAUCGAUUCCGGCUACUGCAAGCUGAAGGUCUACAAUCCGCGCAUCGGCAUGGACGCCCUGCAGAUCUAUCCCAUCUCGCAGGCGAACGCCAAUCAGCGGAGCGGUCGAGCCGGACGCACUGGACCCGGCCAGGCAUUCCGCCUGUACACCCAGCGGCAGUACAAGGACGAGCUGCUGGCCCUCACCGUGCCCGAAAUUCAGCGCACCAAUCUGGCCAACACGGUGCUGCUGCUCAAGUCACUCGGCGUCGUCGAUCUGCUGCAGUUCCACUUCAUGGACCCACCGCCGCAGGAUAACAUCCUCAACUCGCUGUACCAGCUGUGGAUCCUGGGCGCCCUCGAUCACACCGGCGCCCUCACCACGCUGGGCCGCCAGAUGGCCGAGUUCCCGCUCGAUCCGCCGCAGUGCCAGAUGCUCAUCGUCGCCUGUCGCAUCGGCUGCAGCGCCGAGGUGCUGAUCAUAGUGUCCAUGCUGUCGGUGCCCUCGAUUUUCUACCGCCCCAAGGGACGCGAGGAGGAGGCGGAUGGCGUGCGCGAGAAGUUCCAGGUGCCCGAGUCGGAUCACCUGACCUACCUGAAUGUCUACCAGCAGUGGCGCCAGAACAACUACAGUUCGUCGUGGUGCAACGAGCACUUCAUCCACAUCAAGGCGAUGCGCAAGGUGCGCGAGGUGCGGCAGCAGCUGAAGGACAUCAUGACGCAGCAGAAUCUGAGCGUCAAGAGCUGCGGCACCGACUGGGACAUUGUGCGCAAGUGCAUCUGCUCGGCGUACUUCUACCAGGCGGCGCGACUGAAGGGCAUCGGGGAGUAUGUGAAUCUGCGCACGGGAAUGCCCUGCCACCUGCAUCCCACGUCUGCUUUGUACGGACUGGGAACCACUCCCGACUACGUGGUCUACCACGAGCUGAUCAUGACCGCCAAGGAGUACAUGCAGUGCGCCACCGCCGUCGAUGGCUAUUGGCUGGCCGAACUGGGACCCAUGUUCUUCUCCGUUAAGGAAUCUGGACGCAGCGGGCGCGAGAAGAAGAAACAGGCCGCCGAGCAUCUGAAGGAGAUGGAGGAGCAGAUGCUGAAGGCCCAGCAUGAGAUGGAGGAGCGCAAGCAGCAGGCGGCCGAGCGAGAGGAGCAGCUGGCCGCCAAGCAGGAGAUCGCCACGCCGGGCAAUGCCACGCCCCGCCGCACGCCGGCCAGGAUGGGCCUUUAAAUCUACAUUAUAUUUUAAAUUCAACAAGUUUUUGCUAUAUUUUUUUUGUGUUUUGCUAUACCCUUUGUAUAAUCUACGUAUGCUAAUAAAGAAUCAUUGUAAACUGGAGAA